Molecule: messenger RNA, 1440 nt
Organism: Talaromyces amestolkiae
Lineage: Eukaryota; Fungi; Ascomycota; Eurotiomycetes; Eurotiales; Trichocomaceae
Exons: 3
Coding region: 1-1440 (479 amino acids)
Biological process (GO): protein import into peroxisome matrix
Cellular component (GO): peroxisomal membrane
Molecular function (GO): zinc ion binding
Source: RefSeq, a predicted model, not a curated record
AUGACUUCCGCCAACUUUGCUGCCGCUCAGAGAAGGGUACUAGAGCGUCGCCAGCGUCUAGAGUUGGAAGCCCAGACCCGCCAUGCGGAACAGCAACGUGCAUCGCGUAUCAAUUCCGCGGCACUCGAGAAAUUACCAGGUCCUUUGAAUAGGCUAGCACAGUCUGGCUUUCUGAUAUGGGAUAAGGUGAAAGGUCGGGAUGGAACAAAGCCUAUAUUUAGGGUUGGUCAGGUCGAUGCAGAAUUAUUAGACGAAGAGUUACUCGGCUUGCUUAAAGGGCAAGUCGGGGAAGCUCUAAAAUAUUUUGGGGCUCAUGCCCGCGACGAAUGGUCGAGCGAGAUUCAACUAGCACUGCGAGCUAUACUCUUCAAACUUUCCAUCUGGGACCACGAUGCUUCAUACGGCGCAUCACUACAAGGUCUACAAUACGUCGAUAGCCGAUCUAAAUCCGUCGUCUCGACACCACCUACAACAUGGCAGAAAUCGUUAUAUGGUCUCUUCACCGUGGGAGGACGUUAUGCCUGGGAAAAGUGGGAAAGUUGGUUGAUAGAACGUGAAAAUGGCUAUGAUGAGCCGUCGACCGAUAUUCGACUUCUGUCUAGAAUAACAAACCUCGUAUCAACGACCCAUUCAAUCGCAGCCUUUGUUUCUUUCCUAGUCUUCCUCGUGAACGGUCGAUACCGUACUCUGAUUGAUCGAAUAAUCCGCAUUCGACUUGCGCCUCCAUCGAAUCAGGUCAGUCGGGAAGUAUCCUUCGAAUAUCUCAAUCGGCAAUUAGUUUGGCACGCAUUUACAGAAUUUCUACUGUUUCUUCUUCCGCUUGUUGGAAUAGGUCGCUGGCGACGCUGGAUUGCUCGAGCGUGGAAGAAGACGAUGGAUACACUCAAAGCGUCAGAUGACGGUAAUUGCGCAACGAAAGAGAAGCAGGGCCAAUUUGCUUUUCUUCCAGAGCGAACAUGCGCGAUUUGUUAUCAGGACCAGAAUCCGACAUCGACUUCCGAGGCUGAUAUUCUUGGAUCCGCAUCGGGCGGUAUCAUUGGCUCAGCGCAAACCGAUAUCACGAACCCAUACGAAACGAUACCCUGCGGAUGUAUAUAUUGCUUCGUCUGCAUUACAGAAAAACUCGAAGCCGAAGAGGGCGAAGGCUGGUCCUGUCUGCGCUGUGGUGAGAUUGUAAAACAAUGCAAGCCUUGGAACGGCGAUGUUCUUGAGGAGGUACCCCGGUCAAGCUCGAGCGGCAAGGUUGUUGGGUUUGCAGUCGCAGAGGACGAAGAGGAACCUGCCAUACAUGGGCAUGAAGACGAGACAACAGCCGAUGCAGAUGAACAUGAUGAUAAUCAAUUGAGCGACAUUGUCGCUAAUGAUACACUUGAAAGUUCAAAGACGUGGUCUACAAUAGACAGGGAAACGUCAGCAGACGAGUUUGAGUCGGCGACGUAA